AUGGAUGCAGGCAACAUAGAGAGAAUAUUCCUGGACAGUUUUGAAUCCACCUUAAAGGUCGCUGCAGAUUAUGGUGGAGUUGCUAAAGUCUAUGUUUUCUUUGGAGAGGAGUGUCUAUUCGUAUCAGACCCACGCGCGCUUCAUCAUAUGCUUGUCAAGGAGCCACAUAUAUUUGAGGAAAAUGAUACCUUCAUAGAGGGAACAGCACCGAAAGCAGCGCAAAAUGCUCAAUCCAGUGUUCUCCAUAUCCAACUGAGGGAGCUUCUGCCCGUUAUUCAAAACAUUUCCCACCAGCUAAAAUCCAUCCUCGUGUCAAAUAUCCCUACCGACACUGCAUUGGACUCAAGAAAUGAGAGCGAGUACACAGCGGCGCUACGAAUGCUAGGUCUAUACAUCAGUAAAACCGCGUUAUUUCGACCCUUCGUUCCACUAUUUAUGCGCAAUUUCUCUCCUUACUGGCGCCGAAAAAUUGCAGACUGGCUCACGAUAAGUUGGUUGCCGACGCAAACCAUGCGAGAUUUUAGAGAGCUACGCCGCAUCGUCGAAGUCACGGACGCAAGCAGUAGAAGUAUUUUCCAACAGAAGAAGGCUGCACUGGAGAUACCUUCCCCUACCCCGUCGCGGUCCCAUGACACGUCGGGAGGAACGAGGGGAAAGGAUAUCAUGUCAAUCAUGAUCAAGGCAAACGCCUCGUCAUCCGAGGCAGAUAGACUGAGCGAUGCCGAGCUUCUAGGGCAGAUGAAGUCAGUUGUGCAUUAUGAUUUUGCUGGUGUCGAUACCACGACGGCUGCAGUGGCUCGUGCAUUGUAUAUGCUUGCGAAGCAUCCUCAUAUUCAGGAACAGCUGAGAGCGGAGAUCCGUGAUGCUAUGACUGCAUGUGAAGCCUCUGACGUUGACCAUUCGCACGCCAAAGAUGAAGGCGGAUCCGCCAGACUGUCAUACGAUGCAUUGAUGGGUCUUCCUUUCCUAGACGCGGUUGUUCGAGAGACGCUGAGGCUCUAUCCAUCACUUCCUGUCCUCACUCGAAGCUGUCUGGGGCGAGGAUGCGUCGGAAUGGAAACCCGAACGAUGGCUCGAUUUGACUCGAGGAUGACCUUCCUUGCGGGCAAUCGUGCUUGCAUAGGCUUCAAAUUUGCCGAAAUGGAAAUGAUGACGAGCGCUCUCUGCCAGAGGAUGUACUGGCUACUCUUGUGCGAGGACAUCCAUUUCUCCAUGCCGUCAGAACCGGACGAAAACGGGCACGUGAAGGAUAUCUAUUGGAACAUGAGUGGUUUCCACAUUCCAGUGGUUAAGGCGCCUGCAGGAGAUGGGGAAACACCUCAGCUCCCUUUGUGCAUGCGAACUGGUCCGGGAAUGAUUCUAAUGUUGUGCUAUUUAUUGCCGGGAUUGUUGGUUUCAUUCUAUUUGCACAUCUCGUACGACGUCGACGGGACAUAUAUGCUUUUCUUGGACUGCUGUUGUGAAUAA
Suillus paluster is the source of this 1467-nucleotide messenger RNA. Its product is annotated as cytochrome P450. The record is from RefSeq and is a predicted model, not a curated record. The coding region runs from base 1 to 1467 and encodes 488 amino acids. Gene Ontology annotation, molecular function: oxidoreductase activity, acting on paired donors, with incorporation or reduction of molecular oxygen; monooxygenase activity; iron ion binding. Lineage: Eukaryota; Fungi; Basidiomycota; Agaricomycetes; Boletales; Suillaceae. The transcript is spliced from 12 exons.